Linum tenue is the source of this 1874-nucleotide messenger RNA. Lineage: Eukaryota; Viridiplantae; Streptophyta; Magnoliopsida; Malpighiales; Linaceae. The record is from the annotation of a GenBank genome assembly.
GGAUUUAGGGUAUGGAAAAGGAAAAUUCCAUGAGGCAUUUGAAGUUUUGGAUGAGGAGGAUGGAGACAGGGACAGAUGUCCGCAAACCUACCCGCCUUCCUGAGUCACCACCAUAACCAAACAAAGCUCCAACCUUUUUCUUCCACAUUCAACCCAAAAGCCACCAAUGGCUCAGCCAUUUAUAAUUGAGCCAUGCUUCUUUCCCUCUUCUCUUCUUCUGUAACCAACUCUGCUCUCAUUUCCUCCCUUCUGCUAACCCCUCGACGAACUUCCCCUGCUUCUCCCUUCUUUCUCAGAAAAGUCAUAACCAGAGUUAUCUCCUUCUGCAUCACAACUUCCACCAUGUCCGUUAACUUGCAAGCCCAUGCCUUCGCCGGAAACCCUCUGAGAUCCACUAUUCCCAAGCCUGGCGACCCGUUUUCCCCAUCCUCUGCCCUCGAAACCCUCAGGAGCCGGCUCAUGGAGAGUACCAGUAGCAACCAGUUGAUUUCUCCUAGUUUCCAAGUUUUGCCCUUCAGGAAGGGCCGGCCUCUGGCUUCUUCCGUCGAUGGGGACGGCGGCGAUGCUUCGGGGCCAAAUUGGCAUCUGGGAUGGAUUGGUCUUGCUAAUUGCAGAGGGUAUCUGGCUAAGUCUGGAGUUGAAUUGACCGCCGAGAGCUUGGUGUUUCUGGGUUUCAUGCCUGAUGAGGAUGUAGUUUACUGGGCAAUUGAUGUUUCUAGUGAUAAUAGUUUGGUUCCUGAAUUGGGUGGGAAACGACUCUGUUUUGUGGAGUUGAGAACUCUUAUGGUGGCUGCUGAUUGGACUGAUGAUCGCGCCAUGGCGGAUUUGGCCAUUGCUGGUCAUGCAAGAGCAUUGCUAGAAUGGCAUAAGCUAAGUCGUUUCUGUGGAUCUUGUGGAGCAAAUACUGUCCCUGCCGAAGCUGGCAGAAGGAAACAAUGCUCGAAUGAGACAUGUAAGGCGAGAGUCUAUCCUCGUAUUGAUCCGGUUGUGAUCAUGUUGGUUAUUGACAAAGAGAAUGAUCGAGUCCUUUUGAGCAGACAAUCGAGAUUUGUACCUCGAAUGUGGAGUUGCUUAGCUGGUUUUAUAGAGCCUGGAGAGAGCUUAGAAGAGGCUGUGAGGAGAGAAACUUUUGAAGAGGCUGGAAUUGAAGUAGGAGAAGUUGUCUAUCAUAGCUCUCAGCCAUGGCCUGUUGGCCCAAACAGCAUGCCAUGCCAACUGAUGGUUGGUUUCUUUGCUUAUGCAAAGACACUGGAAAUCAAUGUCGACAAAACCGAGUUAGAAGAUGCGGAAUGGCACAGCCGAGAAGAAGUACAGAAAGCACUGUCUUUAGCAGAGUACAAGAAGGCACAAACAACAGCAGCAGCCAAAGUAGAGCAGAUGUGCAAGGGUGUCGAAAAAGGUCAGAGCUUGUCUGCAGAUUUCAAUGUAGAAAGCGGUGAACUUGCUCCAAUGUUCUUCCCUGGCCCUUUCGCAAUUGCUCAUCACCUCAUCUCUUCGUGGGUCAACGGCAAGUCAACCAUCGGUGUUGGUGGGAGACAACCCAGUACUUCUCUCUCAAAUCUAUAGCGCCCUUCUUCUCAUCAUUCCCAGAAAUCCAUCACCUAAAGAGCUUCACUGGCUGGCUCUACUGUAUAUUAUAGCGUUUGUGCAAAUAAUGUUUUGCAAAAGAGCAGAUUGUAUCAGCACCCUUUUAUUUUCGAUUCGGGAUGAUGCUUUCUGGAACAAUGGCUUCGAGUGUAUUUGAUUGAUUUGUUGUACCAACUGUCAUCAACCAACUGAAUCAAAACAGUCUAUGUAUGUUUGUAUGUUCAUUCAUAUAGCAAAGAUGGAUUGUACCAACUGUGAUAUAUUCUACGUUAUGCUCCUUUUUACUC